AUGGCUACCUCCACUGAACAAUACCGCCAAUAUCCUCCGCCGCCGUCGAAUUAUCCGGCGCAGGGUUAUCAACAGCAGCAAUAUCAAGAGACUGCCUCUGUCUCGCCGCGCAAAGGUUCGCAGAAUCCGCCAGCCCACAACCGAACCUUCAGCUUUCAUUCUCAAAAGUCGCAUAAGAGCUCUGGUAGCAAGGACUUGCAAGAGACCCACGCCGAGAAGGAAGCGAAGCGUUUACAUAGCAAAGCGGAUCCCACGUUAGCCAUAAGCGAAGCAGAGCCAUCUGCCAUCGCUGCCAUGAUGACCGAGUCGAGUUUUGCCCCUUUGCGGUCCAUGCAACACAAGGAUGCCUUCGGAAACUCUAUCGCGGAUCCCGACAAGUCGAACCCGACUCGAAACAGGUGGGAGCGCCCAUUAGACACGAUCCGUAGUUUCGAGGCCGCAAUCGAUGGUGGUUACUCACGCAAGUCUCUCUACCGAGCGGAAACGGACUCACAAGCCAACUGGAACAGGCGGAAUAGUUCCUAUAAUAGUCAGCCUCGCUUCCCUCGCGACAACUACUACAACAAUCGCCCCGUUUCCUUUAGACCUGAGAAUCAAUUUGAAAAUGGGUCUACCCGAAGCAACUACUUCGAUGGGCAAGCUUACAGCAAUGGCUUUGGCACUGGUCCAUCUCGGCAACGUAUGUCUAGAAUGCAGUCUGAGCCACAGUACCAGAGCGGCCACGAUCAGAAUAUCUAUCCUCUUCCCCACAAGGAUCGAUCAUACGAGACGGUGACUUCUGCUGCGGGUAGUGGCAAUUCGGAUCACGCAGGCUAUCAGACAGACCCUACGAGCAGCGACAACAGCUCAAUCGAUCGGACGAUGCCGGCUAAGCGCCGCGAGCCAUUGAAUGAGUAUGCGUCCGGCUCAUAUCAGCCUCAGCAGCCAUACCAGUCACGCCCUUGGCCAGCAUCUGGUUCUGGUGUGAACAAUGAGGGACAACCGCAACCACCACCACCUUCGCAUUCGCAUUUGCAACCUCCUACGACACAGGCUCAGGCCUCGGUUCCACCGCAGAAACAGAAGAAUACCCUUUUAAGGAGGACAUCAACUCACCAGUCAACAUACCAACCUCAGCAAGCAGCUGGCGGGGACAAGCGCAAGAGUUGGUUUUCUCGUAGGUUCAGCAAAAACUCUUGA
Fusarium fujikuroi IMI 58289 is the source of this 1179-nucleotide messenger RNA. RefSeq lists its product as uncharacterized. The transcript has 4 exons. The record is from RefSeq and is a predicted model, not a curated record. The coding region runs from base 1 to 1179 and encodes 392 amino acids. Lineage: Eukaryota; Fungi; Ascomycota; Sordariomycetes; Hypocreales; Nectriaceae.